This is a messenger RNA of Medioppia subpectinata, 1522 nucleotides long. The record is from the annotation of a GenBank genome assembly. Lineage: Eukaryota; Metazoa; Arthropoda; Arachnida; Sarcoptiformes; Oppiidae.
AUUCAAAGCAUGUGCAAUAUUUAGCGUACAAAAGGCACGUGUUGUCGAUGUCGUGAAAAACCAGAUUUAUUAACAAUAAUUGUGAUCAAAAGUGAUUGUGAUUACAAUGAAUGACACAAAACUCGAUACAUUGAUCAUCAAAAACAUAUCACCGAAACUGAGUUACGAUGAAAGAGAGGACCUGUUGGCACACUUCGGGGCCAAGACUGUCACCAAUUCGCCCAACUAUUCGUACGCUGUGUUCGAGACGGAGAGCCAAUCGCGGGAAGCGAUGACACGAUUGCAUCAGCUCUUGGUUUUGGGACAACGACUUCGCGUGGAGUUCGCCACCAAUUGUCACCGCAAUCGCGUCCAACAGUUGCCGCCCGUCAACGAACCCCAUCGACAACAGAAAUCACACGAAGAGAGCGCCGAAGCGCUGAAGGAGAUAAAGUUGAGGGCAUUUCUCAAUCAAUUGAAUUACGUGUCGCCGGCUCUGGGACUCAAUUACCUGCCGUCACCGCUGCUGAGGUACAGCUAUCCGACGGCCUCGCCGUUGAUAGUGAACAAUAUCGCGCACACACUUCUGUCUCAUCCGAGGUUUUACACACAAGUACUGCAUUUGAUGAACAAAAUGAACCUUCCGGUGCCCUUUCACGCCGACCCCAUCAACCGACCAAACCUAUUGACAUUCCCGGCCGCCGUCGCCAGUCAUACCAUUGCGACUGAUAUGAGUGGUCAGAAGCGUCUGUUGGUCUGUUCGUCGGAGUCGGAGCUCGAAGUCAGUGAUACUGAAGACAAUCUCAAUGCGAAGGCAAUUGUGGCGAAACCCCCGAAGAGAGUGAAGAAAAAGUUGAGGACAGGGUUUGUGGGCGAGAAAGCGGUGUUUGUCGAUGAGUCGCGUCCAUUGAAACGCCAGCCAAAGCCUAAACCCUCGUCGGAAUCGUUGCCCGAUGUGUUUGAAGUGCCGCUCACUUGUGAACCCAAAUUCGUGACCAAUAUUGCCGUCAAUAUUGUAUCCGAUUGUCGAUCAAUGAACGAAUUGGCCGACGCGGCCGCCAAACACCCAAUUAAACCCUCUGUUAGUGGUUUUGGUGUAAUGAGUGCUCAACAGAAACAGCAAAUUGAAAAGUGUGUGGAAAUAGUUUGGGACAAGAAUAAUAUGAUUACUGAUGAAGAAUUGGCUGCCAAUCGGUUAUUGAAGAGUCAGUGGAUUAAAUACCCGGUGUUUAAAAACUAUAGCUCCGGUCAGACAUCCAUACGAUUGUACGUUAAAAAUAUUGAUAAAAGUGUCGAAACAAACGAUUUGAUGAGAAUUUAUGGCAAAUAUGUUGACUGGGAAUCAGACGUUCACCGGAAUAUGUUUGACAUCCGUUUGAUGAAAACGGGACGAAUGAAAGGCCAGGCAUUCAUUACACUACCGGAUGAGACGUUUGCCACCAAAGCUCUCAACGAAACGAAUGGAUAUCUCUUUAAUGACAAACCAAUAGUUGUGUCAUUCGCCCGCUCUAUAAAGCCUAAGGAAACCGAAUCAUUAAAAUGA